UUGUGGGCGGAUUUUCGCUGACGUUGCCCAUACUCGGGAUUAACUUGUUUUUUGUGUGUGUGUGUUUUGAUGUCGCCAUAUCUUAUCACAUUUUGCAUCGUAGCAGCUGGCCGCGCGCUGAUCGCUGGUGAGCAUCUCCGGGCUUCCUUCGGGGCCUUUGCUGGUAAAGUUUGGCUGGACGGUGAGGCUGAUGCCCCCCUCAGCUGCGUGAGCGCCUGGAUGAGAAGCACACGUCGCACCGAGGCGGCAAUCCUGAUGUCCCGUCGGUCUCAAAAUGGGGGCCGACGGCAGUAAAAACAGGACGCAGCCUUCUGAAGGGCAGGAGGAUGAGCGCAUCACAUCUGGAUGGCGUGGCUUCCUCUCCAGCGUGGGCUUGUCUAUCCCGGCGGGCCUCUGUCGCUUGGCCCCCCCUGUCCUGCGUCUGGGCCAGCGUCGAAUGCUCCAAAGCAAAGCCCCCGAGGUUCCGGAGCACGUCCUGAGGCUGGCAGGGGUCGGGCCGGGCAGGCUGAGAGCGGAGUGGAGCCUUCCAGGAUUUGUUUCCAUGUUCCUGCCCGAAUUCCCCCACAGACCUGUGCCUGGGCACGAGCACUUCCAGGUCCUGGGUUACAUUGCCAAAGGCUCUUUCGGGCCUAUCCUGAAAGUCAAGGACAAGGCCAAACAAAAAACAUAUGCUGUUAAAGUUAUCCCUAAAGCAGAGAUACUGAGACUUGGUGUCUUGGAGCAAUCAAAAGAAGAAGUUGUUGUGCAGCGUCAGGUUCACCACCCAUUUGUCCAUGACCUGCAGGACUGCUGGCAGACACAGCGCCACCUCUACAUUAUGUGUGACUACUGCAGCACAGGAGACCUUUACACCUACUGGCAGAUGAUCGGUCAGUUCUGUGAGGGCACGGUCCGAAUAUUUGCCGCAGAGUUGGGAUCUGCGAUUGGUUUUCUGCAUGAUUUUGGGAUCAUCCACAGAGAUGUGAAAAUGGAAAAUAUUCUUCUCACUGACAACGGCCACCUCCGCUUAGCUGACUUUGGUUUGUCCCGUCGUCUGGAGAGAGGAGGGAGAGCAUUCACCAUCUGUGGAACCAUCCAGUAUAUGGCCCCAGAAGUACUGAGUGGUGGGCCCUACAACCACGCAGCUGAUUGGUGGUCACUAGGAAUUCUGCUGUUUUCAUUGGUCACAGGAAAGUUCCCCGUGCCUCCAGAAGCAGACCACUGCAGUAUGCUGAGGAAAGUGAGGAGUUUUCCUUAUGAAAUGCCUCUCAGCCUGAGCCCCCAGCUCUCCUUGUUAAUAACUGAGCUGUUGUGUAAGACUCCCUCCCGCCGCCUGAGAUCUCUGGAUCGUUUCAAACGCCAAACCUUCUUCCACGGAAUAACGUUUGAUCUGGACCUCCUGCAGCACCACCCUGUGGAGGUGAUUCUGGAGCUGAGAGAGAGGCCAGACCGGGCUGCCAAAGCUAGACGAGGCCUCACCCUGUCCCUGCAGCCUUUGAAGGGUUUUGACUACGACUCACUCCUCAGUCCACCCGCCACACCAGACACACUUCUGUACACACCAACGGCUACUCCCCUGCCCGGCCCAACAUUUCAGCCCCCUCAGGAAAAAGGUCCACGCAGGGAAGUGUUUGUGUGACGUACUUUAAGUGAACAGUUUGGCUGCUAACACUCUGAAUGGAGAGGCCUAAAUGUUGUGCACUGUUUCUUAACUUACAUGUUGGUAUAACACACUUUGAAAAUUGUUCUUUGCAAAAGGCUAAAAAAAGAAAACAUCGAAUUUUGAUUUAAUGUGAUCCACAAAUCAGAAAUACACCAUGUAAUAUAAUUUAAAAAGCUCCAUGUCUCCUUAAUUUCAAGCUUUUUUAUGUGUGGACACCUUUUUAAUUUCUUUGUUUGCCUUUCUACACGGAGCACAUGUUAAAGCCUCCUUGCUCAACAGUCGUACAAAAUAAAUUCGACCAAUACACAUCUAGUUUUAGGUUUACAAAGCUUGGACAUAGCUGCCUAGUAAAUACAUUGUUUGCAUACUCUUUCUAAUCCAAGCCUUUAUGGUAAUGUCACAUAAGUUGGCCUCUAUAAGAUGUAUUUAUUUAAUGUAAAUGUGUUCUAGUAGAAAUACAACCUACUCCUUUUCUGCAGUGAUUAUAUUGCCGAACUUCAGCUCUUAUUUGUUUUGUUUCGUCUUCAUAAAACCUUAUAUUUUGUGCGGAAGUGGAUAAAAGCCUCAUGUGUUGUAUUUGCCAUCAGAUUUAUUGCUUAAUUAAUAUUGUGACCAUCCAGUGAAAUUUAUUUAACAGUCAGUAAAUACAACCUGCCACUCAGGGGAGUACACAUUGGUUUUCCUGUUUAGCCUUGAUUUUGAUGUCCAUCUGUACAGAUCUGAGUGCUAAGAACAGUAUUAUUCAAGAUGUUUACCUCCAGUUAACUUUUUUGUAUACUGACGUUCUUUUUCUAUAAUUUAGGGCUGUUACAGCAGCCUAUAAUCUCAGAUUAAGUUAUGAUUUUUAAAAGUGCCCUGAUGGUUACCCACAAUGCCUCACAUGCAUGAUCUUGAUCUUGCUUUUUGAUCACAAAAUACUUGUGUAUAUACCAAUAUAUAAAAUAUAUACAUAAAAAAAUAUAUAUAUACAAUAUGUAUAUAUAUUUGUCUUUGUAAAGUUUUUAUUAAUAACUCGGAGGCGAUUUAUUGUCAGGUUUUAUGAUAUGACUUUUUCAUAAUUACCAUGUAA
Menidia menidia (Atlantic silverside) is the source of this 2711-nucleotide messenger RNA. The record is from the annotation of a GenBank genome assembly. NCBI's taxonomy places the organism in Eukaryota, Metazoa, Chordata, Actinopteri, Atheriniformes, Atherinopsidae.